CAGUAUAUAUAUAGGCGUGCCGACACAUGCUUCUGCACAACAGUUAAGCCAGAGACAUUGCAAGCAGGGUACGAUCUUGCAUCAGUACCAUCUUGCUCGGCCGGAUCGAACGCCGACGACAUGGCGGUCAUCAAGAUGCUCGUGCUCCCGGCGCUGUGCGCAUUGCUGCUCAGAGCAGCGUCGGCGGCUCAAUGGACGCCCGCCCACGCGACGUUCUACGGCGGCGGCGACGCGUCCGGCACCAUGGGCGGCGCCUGCGGGUACGGCAACCUGUACGGCGCGGGGUACGGCACGCGGACGACGGCGCUGAGCACCGCCCUGUUCAACAACGGCGCGUCGUGCGGGGCGUGCUUCACGAUCGCGUGCGACACGCGCAAGUCGCGGAUGUGCAAGCCGGGGGCCUCCAUCACCGUCACGGCCACCAACUUCUGCCCGCCCAACUACGCGCUCGCCGGCGGCGACAACGGCGGCUGGUGCAACCCGCCGCGGCAGCACUUCGACAUGGCCCAGCCGGCGUGGGAGACCAUCGCCGUCUACAAGGCCGGCAUCGUCCCCGUCAACUACAGGAGGGUGCGCUGCCAGCGGAGCGGCGGGAUCAGGUUCACCAUCAACGGCCACAGCUACUUCGAGCUGGUGCUGGUGACCAACGUGGGCGGCAGCGGCGGCGUGGCGCAGAUGUGGAUCAAGGGCUCCCGCACCAACUGGAUGGAGAUGAGCCGGAACUGGGGCGCAAACUGGCAGAGCAACGCCAACCUCGACGGCCAGAGCCUCUCGUUCCGCGUCAAAUCCGACGACGGCCGCGUCGUCACGGCCAACGACGUCGCGCCGCCCGGGUGGUGGUUCGGCGGCACGUACACGUCCGGGGCUCAGUUGUACUGACCCGAUCCGUGUGCAUAUCCAUGCUGCAUGAAACCAAAUUUAAACGGUAUUCGUGUAAUCACCUGCAGCUUAUCGGUGGCCAAAUUAACCAGACGAUCGAUCGAGAAGACCACGCCGCCUGCACUGCACGAAUGAUGUUUCUGUACGUAUACUGAACAGUAUGUUUCUGGGUUGUGUGUUGUUCCAUUGAUCAGUGUAUUUGGCUACCGGCUGGAUAUUCACGCAUGUUCAGCCGCAGGAAUGUGCUUUUUUUUACAAAGUAUAUAUGUUUCUGUCUAUAUAUAAGCUUACUGCAUUGUGAGUA
Triticum aestivum (bread wheat) is the source of this 1183-nucleotide messenger RNA. Its product is annotated as expansin-A8. The record is from RefSeq and is a predicted model, not a curated record. Gene Ontology annotation, biological process: plant-type cell wall organization. Bases 121 to 879 code for a protein of 252 amino acids. Gene Ontology annotation, cellular component: extracellular region. NCBI's taxonomy places the organism in Eukaryota, Viridiplantae, Streptophyta, Magnoliopsida, Poales, Poaceae. The transcript is spliced from 2 exons.